AUGGAAGAUCCUAAGAGAGUAGAAGAAGGGUUUGGUCGGACUCCAUUGGAUCAUGACGAUGAUAAAGAUGGUAAUAAAUGUGACAAUGGAGAAUGCUUUGAUAAUAAUGCAAAUGAUGAUUGGACUGCUGUUAACGGUGAACGGAAAGGGGAGGAUCAACCUCCACCAUCAGAAAAGCCAAAGACCAAGAGGGUUGCUACCUUGGAUGCUUUUAGGGGGCUAACCAUUGUUAUGAUGAUAUUGGUAGACCAUGCUGGCAUUGCAUAUCCAGCACUUGAUCAUGCACCAUGGGAUGGAUGCAUGUUAGCUGACUUUGUCAUGCCUUUUUUCCUAUUCAUUGUUGGAGUUGCAGUUGCCUUGGCUCUCAAGAAAAUUCUCAAGAUCAAGGAUGCAAUCUAUAAGAUAACCUUGAGGACACUAAAGCUUCUAUUUUUGGGAAUUCUGUUGCAAGGAGGUUAUUCUCAUGCUUUAGCUGAUAAUAUUGAUCUUGCUUAUGGGGUUGACAUGAAGCUUAUUAGAUGGUGUGGCAUUCUCCAGAGAAUAGCAUUGGUAUACUUUGUUGUAGCUCUGAUAGAGACUCUGACAACGAAAAGGAGACCACUCGUUUUAUCACCCGGACAUGUGUCCAUUUUCACUGCAUAUCGAUGGCAAUGGAUCGGAGGUUUCAUCGCGUUUUCCAUUUACAUGAUCACGACAUAUUCAUUGUAUAUUCCAGACUGGAGUUUUGUUGAUCAUAAAGGAGGCAAAACAUACACUGUGAAAUGUGGGACGAGAGGCCACUUGGGGCCUGCCUGCAACGCUGUUGGAUAUGUCGAUAGGGAGAUUUUGGGAAUAAAUCAUCUGUAUAAGAGCCCUGUCUGGCAACACCUUAAGGCUUGUACCCUUAGUUCUCCACGUGCCGGCCCUUUUCGAUACGAUGCUUCCAGGUGGUGCCAUGCUAAUUUCGAACCUGAAGGCUUGUUAAGUUCAGUCUCUGCUAUUCUUUCCGGUACCAUUGGCAUCCAUUACGGGCAUGUAUUGAUACACUUCAAGGGUCACUCCCAAAGGCUGAAGCAAUGGGUAUCAAUGGGAUUUGGCUUACUUAUCCUAGCAUUCCUUCUUCAUUUCACACAUGCUAUUCCGAUCAAUAAACAACUCUACACUAUAAGCUAUGUCUGCCUCACAGCUGGUGCUGCAGGAAUUGUAUUUUCAGGAUUCUACAUUGUGAUUGAUGUUUGGGGGUUUAGGACUCCAUUCGUAUUCCUGGAAUGGAUAGGAAUGAACUCCAUGCUGAUAUUUGUAUUGGGAGCUCAAGGUAUACUUGCAGCAUUCAUCAAUGGCUGGUAUUAUAAUAACCCUAAUGACACACUUGUUACUUGGAUACAAAGGCGUGUAUUCAUUGAUGUUUGGAAGUCCAGGCAUCUAGGCACUCUCUUCUAUGUGAUUUUUGCUGAGAUCAUAUUCUAUGGAGUUCUUGCUGGAAUCUUACAUAAAUUGGGGAUGUAUUGGAAGCUGUAA
Molecule: messenger RNA, 1497 nt
Organism: Hibiscus syriacus
Lineage: Eukaryota; Viridiplantae; Streptophyta; Magnoliopsida; Malvales; Malvaceae
Product: heparan-alpha-glucosaminide N-acetyltransferase-like
Exons: 13
Coding region: 1-1497 (498 amino acids)
Source: RefSeq, a predicted model, not a curated record